CAUAGUCUGCGAGGUAUCUCGACGCAGAACGUCCUCGUUACAACCGCCGUGCAGACUGGACAUUGGGAUAAUUCAAGUUGAGAUAUACUGUUGAAGAAAGCUCUAUGCUACCUGGUUGUUUGUAUCGGCUCGUGGCACCUGUUCGAGACACUCCAGCACCUCAAAAGUCCGGCUGCGCGCAGAGUACAUGUCCCGUGAAGAGAUAGUACGAGUAAUACAGUCGAGUCAAGAUGUCUCCCAAAUCAUCUUCUAGACAUUCCGUCAUCCCCAAUCUGGAUCUCAGUUCCUCCAGUUUCGAUGCCCCCGGAAAGAAUCCAUCUCCCCUGACCCCCGGCGCCCCAAGCUCGGAUGGAUUGAGUCCUCUCACGCCCCGUUCACCACGGUCAACGCCUAGUUCACCGUUCGCGAAAUCGACAAUCCGGCCAGUGACUCAAUGGGCCUCCAAACCAGAUGAUCAGUUUCUUCGUGCCGGUUCUCCUAACCCAACCGGGGAGCCUGGCACUCCGAGCCUCACGGCCAUCCCCCAAUAUCCGCCGUCGCCAAGGGAAUCCCCGAAGCAUAACCGUGACCCGUCACGGUCAUUCUUUGCGAACUUGAAAGCAACAAGGUCAUCACACAAGAUCCACACCUCUGACGGAUCCGUGAAUUCAGAUAACUCAAAGAGUCGAGGAAGCUCAAGGGAUCGGACGAUAUAUGGCACCCGCCACCAUGGUUCGAGCCCGGAUCUGCUUUCAUCUGUUGAAGGGACUGGAGAGGGAAAGGGUGGUGAGGGCUCAGAAGAUCCUCUUGGACAGGGGGGUCUCCAUCCUAAGAAGGUUCCAACAGAGCCUGAAAAUGGCCAUGUUGUUGUUUCAAAGAAGAGCAAGCCUCGUUUUGCCAACCUUCUGUCGCGCUCACGCUCGAUAAGACACGAUGAUGGAACUUCCUCCCGAGCUACCCCCGUCCGGCGUCCGUCGACCGGUUUGGCGAGACUGGAAGAACGCAGCCAACGAGAAUUGGAGGAACCGAAGACUGCUCCUCUCCGCCAUGAACGGAUCGGGAAAGACGGUACACCAGCUGUUCGGAACCGUUCAACGGACCGUUUGGGGGAGAAUGGCAGUGCAGCUGGAAAGAAGGGCGGAGCCGCUAUGGUGACAUCGGCCUCAUUCAGCCAAGUGUCAGGCGCGUCAGUUGCCCUCUUCAGUAACAUCAAGCAGUCAUCUACCAGCACGGCAGAUCGCAUAGGUAGAGUCGGAAAGGGCUUCUUCGGCAAGAUCACGCGAAGUGGCAGCACCAACGAGCGGGAGCUGCUCAAUGAUGACUCGUAUACCUGCUCUGUGAUCAAUCUGCCUCUGAUUGAACAGACACGACGCACGCGUAUUGCUAAACGCCUGGAAGACUGCAAGGACAAGACCGAAUUUUGGAUGCCGGCUCUGCCCUAUCGCUGCAUUGACUAUCUCAACUUCAAAGGAUGCGAAGAGGAGGGCUUGUACCGCGUUCCUGGCAGUGGUAGAGAAGUUAAGCAUUGGCAGCGGCGAUUCGACUCGGAACUUGAUAUCAAUCUGUUCGAUGAACCCGAACUGUACGAUAUCAAUAUCAUUGGCUCCAUGUUCAAGGCAUGGCUCCGUGAACUGCCAGACGAGUUAUUCCCGAAGUCGACACAGGCUAUGAUCGCAGAGAAAUGCGAGGGUGCAACAACCGCCCCGCAGAUGCUGAAGGAUGAGCUCUCCAAACUGCCGCCUUACAACUACUAUCUUCUCUUCGCCAUUACCUGUCACUUGAACCUUCUCCAUUCCUACGUGGACCAGAACAAGAUGGACUACCGCAAUCUAUGUAUCUGCUUCCAGCCUUGCAUGAAGAUUGAUGGGUUCUGUUUCCAGUUCCUGGUCUGUGACUGGAAGAACUGCUGGCAAGGAUGCUGGACUGAAAAAGAAUGGCUUCAAAACGAAAAGGAGGCAGCUGUGAAAGCUGCCAAGGAGAAGGAGAACCCGGUUCCUGCGUCCUCUCAGGGUUCGACUAACGACGAACGCGCUAUCUCUUCGUCGGGGAGCAGCCAGCAUGGACAGGAAGAGAGCUCCACUCAUUCCAGCAGUCCACGAGGACGCAAAGCCCCUCCAAAGCGCUUGGACAACACCCACAUGCGGAGCGCGUCUCAGCUCCCAGAACUUGGACCACCGCUCUCGCCGAUCCACAUCUAGACGAUUUUCGCGGCUGAGUGUCCAAAUUUCUCUAUAGUCAGAGGACAAAAAAAAAGCUCUACUUUGUUCGCGGACGAUCGCCUUGGGAUCAAAACGGUCCACGAGGGACAUAUCCAGUUCGAGAUCCCAGCAACGUUCGCUUGGUCUGAUGUUUCUUUCCCAAAUCACGGCAGUUACUCGGAACCAUAAGAGUUUCGAGUUGAUGUCUUGCUUGUGUAGAGCUGGAGUGCAGCUUCAAAGCUGUCUUUUAUUUUGACAUGGCCACUAUCUCGAAUAUUGGCCCCUUGUUGCAUCCUAUCUUUUACGGCAUAUAUGCACUUAGGCCGUUUUAUACCUUUCUGCCCGCGUUUUCUUGAGACAUCGAA
Molecule: messenger RNA, 2542 nt
Organism: Paecilomyces variotii
Lineage: Eukaryota; Fungi; Ascomycota; Eurotiomycetes; Eurotiales; Thermoascaceae
Exons: 4
Coding region: 231-2177 (648 amino acids)
Biological process (GO): signal transduction; regulation of GTPase activity
Cellular component (GO): cytoplasm
Source: RefSeq, a predicted model, not a curated record